AUGGUUGAUCAAAUACAGUUUUCUUCCUUAAAUAUUGUGUUCUUUUCAUUGUCGGGUUCUUUAUGCUCUUCUUGCACAAAGGAAAUAUAUUCUAUCAAACUUCCUGGGGAUCCAAAGCUGGGUGAAGGAAAGCCUGAGAACCAAAACCAUGCAAUAGUAUUCACUCGUGGUGAUGCACUACAAACUAUUGAUAUGAAUCAGGACAAUUAUCUUGAGGAGGCUAUGAAAAUGAGAAAUCUUCUUGAGGAGUUUCAUGCGAAUCAUGGUCGUCGCUCUCCAACAAUUCUCGGAGUGAGGGAACAUGUUUUUAUGGGAAGUGUCUCAUCCUUGGCUUGGUUCAUGUCGAAUCAAGAAACUAGCUUUGUAACCUUAGCUCAACGUGUUUUUAGAAAAUCCUCUCAAGUAAGUUGUGUUUAUUGCUGA
Lathyrus sativus (Indian pea) is the source of this 423-nucleotide messenger RNA. NCBI's taxonomy places the organism in Eukaryota, Viridiplantae, Streptophyta, Magnoliopsida, Fabales, Fabaceae. The record is from the annotation of a GenBank genome assembly.